Molecule: messenger RNA, 2295 nt
Organism: Episyrphus balteatus (marmalade hoverfly)
Lineage: Eukaryota; Metazoa; Arthropoda; Insecta; Diptera; Syrphidae
Gene: Acadvl
Product: very long-chain specific acyl-CoA dehydrogenase, mitochondrial
Exons: 5
Coding region: 216-2114 (632 amino acids)
Molecular function (GO): very-long-chain fatty acyl-CoA dehydrogenase activity; flavin adenine dinucleotide binding; fatty-acyl-CoA binding
Source: RefSeq, a predicted model, not a curated record
CAGAUUUGCAUUCGUCAUUUAUUGCUCAUUGAAUUCUGUUGUGUGUGACCUUCCGAAUAGAAAAUAUAAAAGAAAAAUUAUUUAUCUGCGCUCUCUAUAUACAACAUAUUAAUCAAACCAAGUACAAAUCAAUAAAGAAAAUAAAAAAGUUAAAUAAUAACUAGAACCAAAAAUAUCAAAUUUCGAGUGUUUAAAAAGAAUUAAAUAAAAUAAAAAUGUUUCGUUUGAGUACAUCGAUUGUAAAAUCCACUGGCAACUACUUCCUCACCAAAAACGAACUACGAAGAUGUCUUGCUUCAGCAGCUCAAGCUCAACCCAAGCAAAAGUCCGUAGAACAUGACAAUGCCAAAAAACCACCAAAUAUGUCGUUCAUGGCGAACAUAUUCCGUGGACAAGUUGAAUCGUCACAGGUCUUCCCUUAUCCAGAUGUUAUGAAUGCUGAACAAAAGGAAGAAAUCAACAGUCUGGUUGAUCCUUUGGAGAAACUUUUCUUGGAAGUAAAUGACUCGGUAAAGAACGAUGAAAACAGCAAAAUCGACCCCAAAACUCUGGACAGUCUUUGGGAAGCAGGUGCCUUCAGUAUUCAAGUACCAACCGAAUAUGGUGGUUUGGGUCUAAGCAACACCCAAUACGGUCGUUUGUGCGAAAUCAUCGGUGCCAAUGAUUUGGGUGUUGGCAUUACUUUGGGUGCCCAUCAAAGUAUCGGAUUCAAGGGAAUUCUUUUGUUCGGUACCCCUGAACAGAAGGCCAAGUACUUGCCUAAAGUUGCUACAGAACAGGUGUAUGCAGCAUUUGCCUUAACCGAACCCAGUUCAGGAUCUGAUGCUAGUUCAAUCAGAUCGAGAGCUGUAAAGAGUGCCGAUGGCACACAUUACGUAUUGAAUGGAUCGAAAAUUUGGAUUUCGAAUGGUGGAAUUGCCGAUAUAUUCACCGUUUUUGCCCAAACCGAACAGGAAGAUCCAAAAACUGGUGAAAAGAAAGAUAAAGUCACAGCAUUUAUUGUUGAACGUGGAUUCGGUGGAGUGACAAAUGGUCCAGCUGAGAAGAAAAUGGGUAUCAAGUGUUCAAACACUACCGAAGUAUACUUUGAAGAUGUGAAAAUUCCCAUUGAAUGUGUUCUUGGAGGCGAGGGACAAGGUUUCAAAGUUGCUAUGAAUAUUUUGAAUAAUGGACGUUUCGGUAUGGGAGCCACUCUUUCGGGAACAAUGAAGGAGUGCAUCAAGAAAGCUACCGAUCAUGCUAAUAAUCGUCUUCAAUUUGGCAAGAAAAUCAAGGAAUUCGGAGGUAUUCAAGAGAAACUAGCUCGCAUGACAAUGUACCAAUAUGCAACUGAAUCUAUGGCAUACACAAUCGCCCAAAACAUGGACAACGGAAGCGCUGACUAUCAUCUCGAAGCAGCCAUUUCAAAGGUCUUCGGAUCAGAAUCGGCAUGGUUUGUGUGUGAUGAAGCUAUCCAAAUUCUGGGUGGUAUGGGAUUCAUGAAGGACACCGGUCUGGAACGUGUGAUGCGUGAUUUGAGAAUUUUCCGCAUCUUUGAAGGAACCAAUGAUAUUUUGAGAUUGUUUGUUGCCUUGACUGGUAUUCAAUAUGCCGGAUCACAUUUGAAGGAAUUGCAGAGGGCAUUCAAGAAUCCAACAGCUAAUUUGGGUUUGAUCUUUAAGGAGUCGUCAAGGAGAGCAGCACGUACUGUUGGUUUGGGUGGAACUGAUUUGAAUCAAUUUGUCUAUCCAGAACUUCAGCCAUAUGCUAAACAAACAGCUGAGUGUGUUGAUUUGUUUGGACAAACAGUAGAGAGUUUACUCAUUAAAUACGGAAAGAAUAUUGUCAAUGAGCAAUUUAUAUUAACACGUUUGGCUGAUGCCGCUAUUGAUAUUUAUGCAAGUGUUGUCACACAAUCGAGAGCUACAAGAGCGGCGAAUAUGAAUUUGCCAACAGCCGAACAUGAAUUGAUGCUCACAAAGGCCUGGGCUUUGGAGGCCUCUGAUAGAUGUCGUAAGAAUCUAGCGAAGACAACAAACAGCGAACAUUUGGAACUCUACCGAAAGAUGUCAAAUAUUGCCAAAACAGUCUGCGAAAACGGUUCUGUGCAUACAACACAUGUUUGCGACCAAUAAAAUCAUCAACAUUAUCAAUAGAAUCAUUUCAUUUACAUUCAUAAAAAAAAAAAUUUAGAAUAAUUCCCAUCACAUUGCAAAACUUAGUCGUUUAAGUCUCAGAUUUAAAUAAACUUUUUAGAACGUAUUUUAUAUUAUUUGUAAAAAGAAAAAGAAGAAAUAAAUGUUAAUUAUUUUUAAA